Molecule: messenger RNA, 333 nt
Organism: Drechmeria coniospora
Lineage: Eukaryota; Fungi; Ascomycota; Sordariomycetes; Hypocreales; Ophiocordycipitaceae
Product: 60S ribosomal protein L30
Exons: 3
Coding region: 1-333 (110 amino acids)
Cellular component (GO): cytosolic large ribosomal subunit
Molecular function (GO): RNA binding; structural constituent of ribosome
Source: RefSeq, a predicted model, not a curated record
AUGGCCCCUCAGAAGAAGAGCAAGAAGGAUGCCAACAGCAUCAACUCCAAGCUGGCGCUUGUGAUGAAGUCUGGCAAGGUCACACUUGGCUACAAGUCGACCCUGAAGAGCCUUCGCUCUGGCAAGGCCAAGCUGAUCAUCAUCGCUGGCAACACUCCUCCUCUCCGAAAGAGCGAGCUCGAGUACUACAGCAUGCUGUCCAAGGCUCCCAUCCACCACUUCUCCGGCAACAACAUCGAGCUGGGUACCGCCUGCGGUAAGCUCUUCCGAUGCUCUACCCUGGCCAUCCUCGAUGCCGGUGACUCCGACAUCCUGAGCGACCAGCAGGCUUAG